UGUCCUAUUGUUGUGAGACUAUCAUUAUGCCUUCUGUGCCACCUGACUCAGAGUCCUCAUCCUGCCCGCACUUGGCAGACAAUCGUGUGACCAAUGGAAGUGGCGCAGACAGGAAAUGGAUACGUCCUGACCUUCCUAGCAGAUGCACCUGGAAACUGGGGACACCACAGUCAGAGUCACCGCAUCACCAUAUGCCCCUCAAUCACAACCCCAAGAUCCUUUCCAGCAUCCUGCAGAAGAUUGGAGACACACCCCUUGUGCGCAUUAAUCAAAUCGGAAAGCGCUAUGGUCUGACGUGUGAGCUCUUGGCUAAAUGUGAGUACUUCAACGCGGGGGGAAGUGUGAAGGAUCGUAUUAGUCUGCGCAUGGUGGAAGAUGCUGAGCGUGAUGGGGUGCUGCAGCCUGGGGACACCAUUAUAGAGCCAACGUCUGGUAACACAGGUAUCGGCCUGGCGCUGGCUGCUGCAGUUAAGGGCUAUCGCUGCAUCAUUGUCAUGCCGGAGAAGAUGAGCAUGGAAAAGGUGGACGUGCUUCGUGCUUUGGGUGCAGAGAUUGUUCGGACACCGACUAAUGCUCGAUUUGACUCACCAGAAUCCCAUGUGGGAGUUGCUUGGAGGCUGAAGAAUGAGAUCCCCAAUUCUCACAUCCUUGACCAGGAAAGUUGGACAUGUUGGUGACUGGAGCAGGAACCGGAGGAACAAUUACCGGAUUAGCACGAAAACUGAAAGAGAAAUGUCCUCAAUGCAAGGUGAUCGCGGUCGACCCAGAAGGAUCCAUAUUGGCUGAGCCAGAGGAACUGAAUCAGACUGACAAAACUGGAUAUGAGGUUGAAGGGAUUGGAUACGACUUCAUUCCAACCGUGCUUGACCGAUCGGUGGUUGACGAGUGGUAUAAAUCCAACGAUGAGGAGUCCUUUGUCAUGGCGCGCGCCCUGAUACGCGAGGAGGGUCUGCUGUGCGGAGGAAGCUCUGGCAGUGCUAUGUCUAUUGCAGUGAAGGCGGCGCAGGAGCUAAAGGAGGGACAGAGAUGUGUGGUCAUCUUGCCUGACUCUGUGCGGAAUUACAUGUCUAAGUUCCUCAGUGACAAAUGGAUGACACAGAAGCAUUUCCUUAAGGGUGACGACCUGGAAGGCAGAAAACCCUGGUGGUGGAACGUGAAGGUCUCGUCCCUGUCACUCUCAGCUCCUCUAACGGUUUUACCGACUGUGAGCUGUGAUAGAACCAUCCAGCUUCUUCGUGAGAAAGGAUUUGAUCAGGUGCCCAUCGUGUCUGAGGCCGGGUUGGUAUUAGGAAUGGUAACAUUGGGUAACAUGUUAUCAUCGGUUCUGGCUGGAAAAGUGAAGCAAUCAGACCCUGUAACUAAAGUUAUCUACAAACAGUUUACUGAGGUAAGAACCAAAUGCUUCCAUGUUGUGUUUAUAGACUGUGGUAAUAAGUAGUGAGGUGUGUGAUUU
Molecule: messenger RNA, 1453 nt
Organism: Bombina bombina (fire-bellied toad)
Lineage: Eukaryota; Metazoa; Chordata; Amphibia; Anura; Bombinatoridae
Gene: CBS
Product: cystathionine beta-synthase
Cellular component (GO): cytoplasm
Molecular function (GO): cystathionine beta-synthase activity; cysteine synthase activity
Source: RefSeq, a predicted model, not a curated record